Molecule: messenger RNA, 2322 nt
Organism: Paramormyrops kingsleyae
Lineage: Eukaryota; Metazoa; Chordata; Actinopteri; Osteoglossiformes; Mormyridae
Source: RefSeq, a predicted model, not a curated record
GAGUGGGAGGGGUCUUCAGUGGAAAACGAUGUUGUGAUCAACUAGGAAUGUCUUGGCAAUCGACCAGUUGGUAAACAAUGAUUUCCAUGAUGUCCCUGUAGGUGCUGACAGUGUGAGGACAUUCAGGCAUUUAACUACAGAGAGUGGAGAAUCUCUCACCAUCCCAUGUUUCUAUGAUCAGAAGUAUAAAGACCAUGUGAAAUACUGGUGUAAAGGGCAAUUAUGGUCCUCCUGUACAAUCAUGGCACGCACAGACUCACCACAGAGCUCCAGGAAAGUGUCAAUCACUGAUUAUCCUGCCCAGCUUGUUUUCCAUGUGAUCAUGAGGAACCUGAAGACAAGUAGUGACACUGCUAUCUACUGGUGUGCUGUAGAGAUUGGUGGCCUUGGUGAGAUGGAUGACUCUCAGGAUCUGGUAAUAGAGGUUAAAGAUGCUCGGAGUGUGAGGACUGUGAGCUGGGUAUCUGCAGAGAGAGGAGGAUCUGUCACCAUCCCAUGUUACUAUGAUCAGAAGUAUAAACACCAUGUGAAGUACUGGUGUAGAGGGUCUAACUGGAAUUCCUGCUCCUCAUUGGCACGUUCUGACUCCAAUCAGACAGCAGGGAAAGUGUCAAUCAGUGAUGACCCCGCCCACCUGGUCUUUUAUGUAAUCAUGAGGAACCUGCAGGAAAAUGACUCUGACACUUACUGGUGUGCUGUGGAGAUUCAUGGGCCAGCAGAUGAUGGUGUCUAUCUACAGCUGAUUGUGAUGGAAGCAACAGCAGUUUCACCCAAACAGGGAGAGCUGACUACAGCUUUACAGCAGACAGAAAGUUUUACUUCAGCAACAAAACACCCAACAGGAUGGGCUGUGACCAUGUAUCCCUCUGGUGCCUUGACUUCCACCACUAAUGAGAAUCUGAACACCAUACAGUCAUCAAGGUAAACUACCAAACCCAUUUCAUUCUCUGUAUACUUGUUAAUCAAAGUCUGAUAAAUAAAAACCUGUUAUUGAUCCUGCAUGUAACCCUGCAUGUCUUAAACCUUCACUUUCCUUCUCUUGUUCUUCUCCAUUGAAAUGCUCCUUCUGCUGAUAUUGGUGCUGCUUCUGUUGCUUUUGGCCACUGUCAUGAUUAUCUGGAUUCUGAAUAACCAUAGAGCCAGACUAAUCUUAACAUAAUCAAACAAGUUAAUGGUAUUGUGAAGGAUAUUCUUUUUAUUACUGCUAGCUUACAGAUAAUUCACAUUUUUAUAAUAAAUUAAAUGUAAACAUAUAGUGCUGUUAGCUCACAAACUUGUAAUAAUCAACACAGAUGACAGCGACACUCAGCUUUACUUUCACCAUUCAGCAGAAAUGUGGGUCAGUAACAGAAAACAAUCCAGCCACCCCCUGACUGUGCAUUUCCAUAUGUGUUUGCUUUCUGCAUUAUUAGGGGGACAUAACCCUGUAUUUGCUUGUUAAUGCAACCAGCCUGCCCCUGCACACAGCAAACACUGUGACUACAGCUCUGUAUAUUAUCCAUAGAAGCAGGGGAAAGACGUCCUCUUAAUCUUUCUGAACAAUAAAAUGAGCACAAUGUGAGACCUAAGCAUUUUUCAGCAUGUUCUGAUUGCUGGUGCCAGAUGUGGAGAGAUGAAUGUUUCAAGCACCUUCUGGAAACCAUGCCAGGAUCAAGUCAGGCUGUUCCCAGGCAAAAGGUGGAUAAAGUUUCCACUGAAUGCAUGUUCUUUGCUUGCUUAUCCAUCAGAGACCACACUUGGCACCUUCUGCUUCACGCUGCUGUUGGUCUGGUCUACCUGCUGUGUACUGGAGUGGCCAUCAUCACCUGGAGAAACCACAGGCAGUGAUCACUGGGGUCUCUCUCCUAGGGAGGGCAGCAGCAGUGACAGCUCCUUAGGACGGGGCUCUGACUGCACUGACGCCCCUUCUGAUCCCGCCUCCAGCUGCGACAGACACCUCCUGAAAUCCGGGGCCCCGAGUGAGAUGCCCUCCUGCCCUUCGGCACCCCCUUUGAGGUCCUGGUAUCAACCAUAUGUGACCCAUCCAUGUCGAAAAAAGACAUUUAGUUUUUGGCAGUCUGUAAAAAGAAAGCUCCUAUUUCUUGUUAAAUCUAUUUGUACAAUCAAUCACAACAGCUCUUUCCCAUUUUAGAUGUGUUUUUUUGCAGCAUUCAAGCUAAAUGCUAAUGCUGCCACUCAGACUUUUUGCCACUCAGUGGGUAUGAGCACAGUGACUUCUACCUGCUGUGACAUCAUGCGCAUACCGAUGUUAAAAGUAUUAUUUGCGGUACCAACUUUUUUGUACAUUUGGUCCCGUUGAGGCCAAUAGUAAUUACAACAGUG